This is a messenger RNA of Cydia amplana, 1471 nucleotides long. RefSeq lists its product as uncharacterized. Bases 47 to 1471 code for a protein of 474 amino acids. The transcript is spliced from 3 exons. The record is from RefSeq and is a predicted model, not a curated record. Lineage: Eukaryota; Metazoa; Arthropoda; Insecta; Lepidoptera; Tortricidae.
UUCACGAAAUCUCAGAAGAGGGGACGAACAUCAAGUAAGCAAGGUUAUGGCGUCCGAUAUCGAGGAUGAGACAUCGGACGGCCCACGACGCGAGCACACCCCAGUUACACGGAAGAAGCGGAGACGAGAGAUGCUGUCUUCGUGCCAAGGAUCAACGAAGAAGACCCGCAGAACUGUUCCAUCGGCAAAUUGGACUGUCGAGGAUGUCGCCCCAGCAGAUGCUGCCACGCCGGUACUUGAACAGCCUACCAACGCGCCAGAAGGACAGCCUGCUCCACCAGUCGAGGCAGCCCCGCCACAAGGAGUCACAUUCAAUGAGGUACUACAGCUUAUCAGUUCUUUGCAAGGAGGGAACAAAGACAAGGCACAUCACUUGAAUAACAGUCAAUUAAAUAAUGUGGUGCCAGAAUUUGAUCCCUCCAGUAAAGCACAAAGCAUAGAUAGCUGGAUUCAUAAAGUCAACGAAUGUGUAAAAAUAUAUGAGUGGAACGAGAAGCAGACCAUACAUUUCGCACUUCAAAAACUCGCGGGACUUGCUAAAAAAUGGUUCGAGUCCUUACCGUCCGUAGUAUAUAGCUGGGAGGAGUGGCAAACGAAACUUAAAAAAGCCUUCCCAAACGAGCAAAAUUAUGGUCGGCUUCUCGAAGAAAUGCUAGCUCGGACCACGCGUGCCGGUGAGCAUUAUCGCGAGUAUUUCUACGAUAAGCUAACUUUACUAAACAGAUGUGAGAUCCGAGCAAAGAAAGCGGUACAGUGUAUAGUACACGGCAUAUUAGAUAAGUCCGUUAGGAACGGUGCCCAAACUUUAAAUUGUGAGGAACCAGAAGACUUAUUGGAUUAUCUCAAUUCGCAACGACCUCCUGACGUGUCUUUUAAUAGGAAACGUAGUGAAGCCGGGCCCAAACAGAACUCUUCGGGGCAUAGUUGCGGUGAACCUGGAAAGGAAUAUCAUCUACAUCAGGGUGUUUAUAGUAUCAAGGAUGGGAGGGGUCAUUUAGUGUUGACCAAUUUAGCUAAAGAUGUGUUGACAUUGGACUCCAAGGUUCUUUUGGCCAGGGCUUCACCAUUUGUAGAAAAGAAAGUUCACCAUGUAAAUCGGAUUUCCUGCGACAUCUCGUCAUUAGAGCCAAUUGAAAAGAACGAUAUCAAGGUAGGAAAGGACGUCAGUACAGAGGUUGUCGAUAGGUUACAUACGCUUCUUCAGUCCUACCGUGAUUGUUUUGCGUUAAAUCUGAGCGAAAUCGGGUCGGCUAAAGAUGUUGAGAUGACAAUAGACUUAUUAGAUGACCGGCCAGUAGUCUACAGGCCUUAUAGACUGUCGCAUGUUGAGAGGGAGCAGGUGCGCAACACAAUUGAAGAACUUUUGAGCAAUGAUAUUAUUCAAGAGUCGAACUCGGACUAUGCCAGUCCCAUUCUAAUGGUAAAAAAAAAACGGGUGAACAACGAUUAUGUGUCGACUUCCGGGCUUUGA